AACCUUUAAUCUUAUAAUCUAAUAUUAGUUUAUUGGAAAUGUUUACUAUUUCAAAUUCUAAACCCUCUACUCCAAAACGUCUUAUGACCUCAUAUGAAGUUGAGAAGUAUAUAGAAAAAGUACAAAGUCGAUUGCAGAGCCCUUUUGAUAAAAAAACAAAAGCAUUUGGAUUCGCUCAACUCUACUAUGAUGCUAAAGAUUAUGAACUUGCAAGAAUAUAUCUAGAAGAUUUUCUUACAAUCCAAGAUCGUGAUUUCAGAGUUUAUAACCUUCUUGGUGAAACCUAUGAGGCUCUUGAUGAUUAUCAACAAGCAUUCAAUGCUUACAAAAGAUCAUUAGAACUAUGCAGCUCUCAAAAAGAUAUUCUGCUGAAAGUUGUUGUUUUAUGUUGCAAGUUUCCUAUUGAUCCUCUUCGUGCAAAGGUAUGGGCUGACAAAGGAAGUAAACUAUGUCCAGGUCAUCCAGCCGUUUUUAACCUAAAGUGGCAAUUACUUUCUCAAGAAAAGUCAAAGAAUUAUGAUGAAAUGGAACUUUUAUUGUCUGAUGAGCUGACUCGGAGGGCUCGUGAAUCAUCUUUACAUAUCAAACUUGUCAAAAUGUAUCUGGAUGCAGAGUUAUAUGAACAAGCAUUUCAACAUUGCAUAUCAGUCCAAAAAACUAGUGUUUUUGAUCAUGAAGUUGAUUGGUUAGAAUGUAUUUGUGAGACAUUUGAAGUAUAUAAAGAUAUUAAUGAUGAUCAGAAGAUAGUAUCUUUACUGCAUUAUGCUCAGUCUUUGGUUAAACUAUUACCUUUGCAUCUAAAACUGUCAGAUAUACCAUCAUGUGAAAAAGCAUUAAGAAGACUUGACAGCUUUUAUAGUGAUCUGCGAAAUACACCAAUUAGCAUAACUGAACAUGCUGUUGAACUAAAAGACUGCUUAAAUGAAGUCAGAGGUCAACUUUAUUUAUUUGGUGCUGUAUAUUUUAUGAAACUUGCAAAAGAGGAUAUACUUCCAUGGAUGCAAGCUAAUCGUAUGGCAGCAUCCUAUCUUAUGGCAAGUUGGCAAGUUAAAGCUCCUUUAAUUACUUCAAAAUUAUUUUCUCGUCAUUCUCCACUUAAAAAAUCCAGUGUACCAUAUCAUUGGUCAGUAAUGGCUUGCUAUAGACUUUCCCAAGCAGGACAUCUCAUUUUAUCAUUUGAAUCUCAAUUUGGUGAAGAAUGGUUAAAAAAUUGUAUUAAUGACUAUUGCAACAUGCAGGGUCAAAAGACAUUAGUAGAUACUUUAUACAAUAAUCAAGUAUCACAAUUGUCCCAAUCAUUUCUAGCAACAGAUGAAACAUUUCUUCAAGUGGAAGCUAAAAUUCCAGAGCCAAAUUUAUUAAUACAGUUUAAUGAAGUUGCUGUAGCUGAAAACGCGAGUGAUCUUCAUCAAAUCAUAUGGCUUGGUUUACACUGGGACAAUUUGAAUGAGCACAUUAAGCCUGGAGUUGGUGUAAUUGUGGGAAGGUUGUUUGAAGGAAUUUCACUGGAUGUAAAGAAUAUGAAAAAUUGUCAUUUCUCAAACCUUUGUUUAAGAGAUAUUGAGGCAUUUAUAUAUGCGGUGGUACGUAGCAGUAAAAGUAUUCAUUUGGAAUGUAGCAAAAAAGGAGAUGAACUAAAGUUGUUACCUGUAGAAAUAUGCCCAAAUCUUGUAACUUCUAUACAGCAAGAGUGGUGGAACGCUGCUUAUGGACUUUAUACUGGAAAAAUUGGAAACUUAUGUGCUGCCAAGUUAAAAGUUAUUUUACAAAAAGGACUUGAGACAAUACGUUGUAUGCGUGACCACAGCAUUGACCCACGUAUUUUAAUGUAUAUAUCAGUUGCAUUCUUUGAAAAGGUCGUCUCUAUUGAGUCUUCCAAAAAACAUGAGUACGAUUACCAAGACCACUGGGAGAGUUUGAAUUCUCGAGCAAUUUAUUACAUGAAAGAAGCCAUAAAAAUUUUGGAAGUUUACAAAAGCAAUCGUGUUUUACCAGCAACAGAUAAUCCACUUAUACUACCUUUGUCUGAGCCCAUUCUCCCUGAUGAUGUUGUCAACAUGUUAAAUAAAAAUUACAUUCGGCUUGCUGAUGCUAGCAUGGUUAAUAAUAAUUUAAAAGAUGCCUUGAAGUACUACAGUGAAGUGAAAAGUCUUCAUUCAAUGUACAACCAAGCACAGAUUUAUAUUCAAUUAGCAGCUCAAAGUGAUUUAGAAACUUUUGAGGGUGAAAAAGAUUAUUUAUAUUAUGUGACCAAAGCAAAAGAAAAGUUAUCUAUAUGUAUAUCUAACGCUGAUCAUUCAUCUGAGCUUAAGCAGAGUUUAAUUAAACAGCUCCAAGAUUUGCAGCUAUUAAAUGAUAAGACACCGUCAACUAAAAGAUCUUUGUUUUUGCAAUCACAUUCAAAUGCUCUAUUACCAGAAGAUGCUGAUGUUUAUUUGGAGAGUUCAAUGUUUAACACAUCCAGUUCAGAGACUUCAUCAUUUGAGAGAACUAUUCUUCAGCAGCAGCUGGAUGCCAAAGAAUCAGAAAAUCAAAGUUUAAAACAAACUCUUGCUAUGUACAAGGCACAAAUCGAUAAUAUACAAUACCAGCAGCAAAAUGUGAUUCAUGCAUAUCCAUCACCGGGUUAUAUGCCACCUCAUGUUCAUCCAAGUUUAAUUGUUCCAAGUGGUAUUCAACCUGCUUUAAUACCUUUAGGUGUAAAUAAUACACUUAAUUCAAAAAUGACUCCUAAAGUAUCUGUUAUUAGGCAAGGUAUGGUGCCUUUUACACCUCCUGCAGUUCAACCAAUGGAUUCUCAAGUUAAUUGUAAUCAAUCUUUUGUUUAUCAAAAUGCUCAACCAAUUCCAUCUAGUAUUUUGCCUCAAGUGAUUCAAACUCCAGAUGCUUAUAAUAUGCUUAAUGUGCAUUAUGCUCCACAGCAAGUGUAUAUGCCAACAGCUGCUCAUAAUAGAUCCUGUUCUGGUACAAUGACUCCUGUUGUUAGCAGUAAUGGUGUUGAUUCACAAGGUUCGGAUAUGUGGUGGGAUUCAUUUUCUCCUCAACCUUCUUUUGAAAAAGGCUACUUCUCAGGUCUUUCUGAGCAUGUCGAACAGCUUCGUGAAAAAAGUGGUGAUGUUGAAGCUCCUACCUUAAAAGAUGAUACUAGCAAGACACCUCAGGAGAAAGAAAGACCUUUAUCUGUUAAAGGAACACCAAAUACUCCUGCAUUAGAGUUAGAUGAUAUUUAUGUUGAACCUAUUGUAAAGUUAACUUCACAAAAUAAUCUUGUGACAGGAGAGGAAGGAGAAGAAGAAAAGUUUGUGCAUCGUGCAAAGCUCUAUCGUUUUGAUAAAGAUAGUAACCAAUGGAAAGAGAGAGGCAUCGGUGAGGUCAAAAUACUAUGGAAUGAUAUAACAAAAAAAGCUCGCAUAACAAUGCGCAGGGAUCAUGUUUUUCGUGUUUGUUGUAACCAUGUUAUUACACCAGAGAUGUUUUUAGAAAAAAAAGCUGGCACUCAAGCUGCAUGGUCAUGGUUUACUGCAGCAGAUGCUUCAAAUGAAGAUGUUAAACCAGAACAAUUUACUAUAAGGUUUAGAACACAAGAAAAGGCUGAUGAGUUCCAAGAGAUCUUUCUAAAAUUUCAAAAAUUAUCUGGAACAGAAAAAUUAUCUGCAACAGAAAAAUUCAUUUCAAAAGAUCCUGAUCAUAAUGUUAAAAGUAAACCAAUUCAAAUACAGUCAAAGUUUGGAAGUUGGAGUUGUAAUACAUGCUUAGUAUCAAAUCCAUCUGACGUCAAUGAAUGUCUUGCUUGUAAAACAGCUAAUCCAAAAAUUGCAUCAAGUGUUCAUUCUCAGAGUUCAGAAAAUAAAUCAACUCAAUCAACUCCAGUGUUUUCAUUUAAUGUUACUAGCAACAUUAAACUGUCACCUGAGGGAAAACCUGUCUUUGUGUUUGCAAAUAAAUCAUCUACCAAUAUCAUUAAUCCAUUUUUAUCUCAAAAAACCCCACUGAUAUCAGCUACUGAAUCUUCUUCAGAUUUCCAAUUUAAAUUAGAUCCAUCUUUUUCUGAAGAAAAAGUUGUUGAAACUAAACCAAAUCCAUUUGCAGGGUUUUCUUUUAAAUUUAAUACUGCAACGACUUCUGAAUCUACUUCUACAAAAACUAGUUCAAUAUUUUCUGGUUUCAGUUUUUCAUCAUCCACCAGUUCAAUUGUUUCAACAGGUAGUGACAUAAGUGCUCAAAAUUUUCCAAUUAUGACAUCGCUUCUGUUAAAGCAGACUUCAAAUAAACCAACAACCCCAGUUAAACCUUUAAUAGCAGGAAUGGAGAAGCUACCUGUUUUUGAAAGAGGUGUAGUAAAUAGUUCUGUUGAUCCAUCGUCAUUUUGGACUUCAGUCUCGCCACAAAAGACCUUUUUCACUGGAAAUACAACAGGUCUUGAUUCCAUUGGACAUCAAGAAGAACCAAGAGUAGAUGAUGCUGAAGGUGCUUCAUUAGAUGAACAAAAGAAUGAUGAUAGUUAUGAAGAGGAUUAUUACUAUGGUGAAGAUGUUGAACAGAUUGAUUAUUAUGACGAUGAUGGUAAUUAUUAUGAUGAAAAUGGACAGUACUAUGAUGAAGAAAAUCCCUGUGAAGAUUAUGACUAUGAUCCAGAUGAAGACUUUGGUUAUGAAAAUAAUGAGUAUGAACCUUCUCACGCAAGUAGUAGCAGGCGAGAAUCAUGGGAAAGUAAAGAAAAUGAUGAUAAUGACUUAGAGACAGAUAAUUUAAAGCCAUCUGGUUCAGAGCUUAAAGAAGUUAACAAUGGUGAAGUGCAAAUUACAUUAGAUGUAAAACCAUCAUUAGAGCACAGGGAUGAGGCAAAACGUCUGCUACUCCCUGAAACCUUUUUCUUAUAUAAAAAUCACAAGCCAUGCACUGGAUGCAGUGGAUGUGUUGGUAGUUCAUCGAAGCAUAAAGCUGAUCUAAAUAAAUGUAAAGCCAAUAUUUCUAAUGAUGAGUUCACAGUUCAGAAAGCAGAAGUAAAGAAAGAUAUUUUUGGUGGAAAGCAAGUUACUGGAAAUGCUGUCAAUUUGUUUGCUGAAUUAGCUGCAUUACCUGGAUUUAGCAGUCAAGCUUCUUCUUUCAGUGGUGCUGGUACUAAGCUUUUUGCUACAGAACAGAUUGAAAAUGAAAAUAACGAAGCAGAAAGUGAGUACGAUCCUCAUGUGGAAUCAAUUGUUCAAGUUACAAAGUUAAAAAAUAUUCAAACUGGUGAAGAAGAUGACGAGGCUUUGUUUAAGCACCGUUGUAAGCUUUAUCGCUAUGUCAGUGGACAGUGGAAAGAGAGAGGUGUGGGGGAAAUAAAACUAACAAAAAAUAUUGUUACAGGAUAUCGAAGAAUUAUUAUGAGGCGGGAAGUAAUUCAUAAGUUGUGUGCCAAUCAUGCCAUUAUGCCUAAUAUGGAGUUAAAACCACUGAUGUCUUCAGAUAAGUCAUGGGUGUGGUUUACUCCUUCUGAUUACUCUGAAGGACUUCCGCCUAUAUCAUCACAGUUUUGUGUAAAGUUUACCAGUAUCGAAAUAGCUAAUCAGUUUAAAGCAAUUUUUGAAGAAUGUCAAAAAGACAUGGUUAAUGUGCUUUCAAAUAUUGAGCUUAAAGGUGUUGAGUCUAAGAGUUUAUCAAAGAUUAAAUCUGAAAAUGAAAAUUCUUCUGAAAAUAAAACAAAAAGUGAAUCUAGUUCAAAGACAUUAGCUUUUAAGUUUUCUAUUCUCCCUGGACAGUGGGAAUGUGCUACCUGUUUAGUCCGAAAUGAGAGUAAUAAAUCUAGUUGUAUUUCUUGUGGCACUAUGAACUCUAAAAAACUUGAUUUUGGUGAAAAAUCUGAUACAAUAAUGAGCUCAUCUCACUUGCCUGAAAAUGUCUCAUUGAUCUCAUCUUCUUCAUCAGCAGUAGUAUCAACACAAAGUUUUUCUGGCUUCCAAUUUAAUGUAGCUUCUACCAUUUCUAAUAUACCCUCUACCGGUUUGAAGACUAGUUCUACGCCACCUCUGUUUUCCUUUUCAUUAAAAAAACCUGAACCACAUACUUCAAUGUCAGUUGUAUCCAGUACAUUGCAAGCUAUGUCAAGUGAUUUACCAGUGUUCAAUAAAACAAAUCUUAAUGAUUGUAACAAAUCUAUUACCCAGACUAUUGAUAAAAAUAAGCCUGCAGUUGCACAAGAGGAGCCUGCACAUGAGGAGGAAAAUGACAUAUUUGUUGAAGCUAUUGCUCAUGUUUCAAAGCUUGAUCAAUUGAUUACUGGUGAGGAAAAUGAUGAAGUUAUGUAUUCAAAUAGAUUAAAGCUUUACAGAUAUGAUUUGACAACUAAAAGUUGGAAGGAGCGUGGUAUUGGCGAGUUAAAAAUAACUAGGGAUAAAACUAAUAACAGCUGUCGCAUUGUGAUGAGAAGAGAGCAAGUUCAUAAGUUAUGUGCCAAUCAUGCUAUUACUGCUGAUAUGGAACUUAAACCACAAGGUAAAUCUAAUAAAGCAUGGGUUUGGUCUACACAAGCAGAUAUAUCAGAUGGGGAAGCUAAGUCAGGACAAUUUUGCGCUAAUUUUAAGACUUCCGAAUCAGCUACUGAUUUUAAGUUAUGUUUUGACAAAUGUAAAGUUAUUGUAUCUUCUAAAAGUACUUCAAAUAAUCAACAAAAUAUUGAAGCAAAAGUCAAAAACUUAAAGUCUAAGUUUGUCAAGGAAGGAAGUUGGAGUUGUAAUACUUGUUUAGUUUCUAAUCAGAUAUCUGCACAAUGCUGUGUUGCUUGCCAAUCUCCUAAUCCAAAUGCAAGCAGUAAUCCGUCUUCAAGUGUUGAUACUAGUUAUCAAAAACCAGAAGUUGCUUCGAAGAACAAUCUUUUUACUUUUGGUGUUUCUUCAAGUUCCACAGCAAGUUCAAGUUUUGGUGCUUCUAAUAAUCAACAAAAUAUUGAUGCAAAAAUUAAAAACCUAAAGUCUAAGUUUAAUAAGGAAAGCAAUUGGAGUUGUAGCACAUGUUUAGUUUCUAAUCAGAUAUCUGCACAAUGCUGUGUUGCUUGCCAGUCUCCUAAUCCAAAUGCAAGCAGUAAUCCAUCUUUAAACAUUGAUACUAGUUGUCAAAAAUCAGAAAGUGUUUUGAAAAACAGUCUUUUUACUUUUGGUGUUUCUUCAAGUUCCACAACAGGUUUUAGUUUUGGUGCACCUUUGAAUUCUCCGUCAGCCGGUUUUACAUUUGCACCAAAAACUAAUAUGUAUACUUUUGGUGCACCAGUCAGUAGCUCUCAAAUAAAUGAACUGCCUAUUAAACAUGAUAGUAAAUCUGUAUUUAAACAAAGUUUUGAAGCAGAUCUUAAUACUUGGGAGUGCCCAGCAUGUCUAUCUAAAAAUAAUGGCAGUCGUGAUGUUUGCAGAGAAUGUGAAUCACCUAAACAGAAGGCGCCUGUUGUUCGUUUAGACCCUGAACAAUUUUCUAAACCAAUUAAUUUUAAGCCAGAUAUUUUAGUCAAUAAAAGUGAUCAGAGUUUUGAAUUGAAAAACAACAUAUUGAUUUCACCUUUCGAUUUUUCUACACCUUCUAUUAUUGAUUCCAAAAAUAAAGCUCAUGUUGAUCAACUUUUGAUGCCCCCACCAAGAGACCUCCCUAAAAAGACUGAUAUUAAAGAAAACGAAAAGCACUCUGCAAAAAUUGACUCGUGGAUGCCUAAAGGUCUUAAUACAGAUUUUACGUUUACAUUUGGGGUAUCAUCUUCCCCAAGUCUUUCUGCUGCAAGCAGUAUUGAUGAUCUUAGGAUAAAACCUGAUUCUGAACAAGUGCAGUCUGUUUUUGGAGAUAAACCAUUUGCUUUUAAAUUUGAUGCAUCUAAGGAGCUUUCUACAAUUACUUCUAACAACCUUGCUCCAUCCAUUUCAUCCCCAAAUAAAAGUUUAGAAGUUGAGGACACAGAAUGCUCAGCAGAAUUUGCUCCACUUGUCUCUCUUUCCCAUAUAAACUAUUUAACUGGAGAAGAAGAUGAAGUUGUUAUUUUUAAUGAGCGUUCUAAGAUGUUUCGAUAUGAUGGGCAAUGGAAGGAAAGAGGAACUGGAGAUCUUAAAAUAUUACAGCAUAAAGUUAAUAAGCAGUACCGGUUGUUAUUGAGAAGGGAUCAAACUCAUAAGUUGAGUGCAAAUCAUAUGUUGGUAAAGGGAAUGGUAAUUCAACCAAUGGGAACAAGUAAAAAUGCAUAUGUUUGGAAAAGUACUUCUGAUAUUUCUGAUGGCGAAGCUACUGAACAAACAUUUGCUGCUCGUUUCAAACUAGAGGAACGGGCAAAAGAAUUUGCUGAUAUAUUUAAAUCCAUUUGUUCAAUUAACUCCUUUGAAUCAAGCGAAACUUACUCAACAUACGAAGCGAAAGUUACUCAAGACGUUAUUGUAAUAGAAUCCGGCGAUGAAAGCUGUGAACGAGAUGAACUUAAAGAUGAGGAUGUUGAAAUUACAUACGAAUCGAAAAUAGAUAAUACUUUAAUAAAUAAAGCAAAAAUGCUGCUUCUUCCAGAAACAUUUUAUAAUCAAAUAACUAAUACUAGACAAGUAAAAUUUAAUGUCACUGAGAAGAAUGACAAAGAAAGUAGCGAUUCGAAAGUGGCCGAAGCAUCUUCAGAUUUUAGCGAAUCGCACGAUUUUAACGAAUCGCACGUCUUUUUCGACCCUCAAGUUUUGUACAGUACUAGUGGUCAUUUAUUUAAACAUGUAGGUGACGAAUACCAAGAAUAUACAGAAUUAAAUAAAAUUAAUAUUGUGAAAGAAACCAGAGGUGAAACAGCCUACUAUAUAACGGUGGUUGACCCAGCGGGUAAAGAACAAUUAGUAAUGAAAAUUAUGAAAAAACAUGAACUGAAAAUGCCUAAGGAUUCCAAAAUUGUAUUCAAGUUUGACACAUGCUACGGAGAGUACGCAUUGAAAUUUCGUGAUAUGCCUGAUGCCGAAAAUUUUUUGUUUAAUUUUGAAAACGUAAAAAAGUCGAUCGAAGUAGAAGAAUUGAGCGGUGAUCAAAAAAGUCUUCAAACUGAUGUUGAUAAAAGUAAUAAUAAAGUCGAGUCAAUAUUUGGUGGUUCUUUUAAUAAAAUAUCUUUUGCGUCAUUAGCAAGUAGUGGAGAAUCUGGAUUUUCUUCUAAUCUUGGCAAGUCUUUUGUUGGUUUCGGAACAGCUCUUUUUCAAACAGUUGAUAAAACGGAUAAUCGUGAAAAUGAUAACGAAGACGAAGUCAAUAUUUAUGUGGAACCAAUUGUUCAACUCAAAUCUAUAACUGUAGAGAGUGGUGAGGAGAACGAAUGCGUUGUGUUUAAUGAACGAUGUAAACUAUAUAGAUAUGAUGAUAAAAAGUGGAAAGAAAGAGGUGUUGGUGAAAUGAAACUAUUACGUCAUACGGAAACCGGUAAAGCGCGACUAGUUAUGCGUCGAGAUCAAGUUCAUAAAGUAUGUGCAAAUCAUCUUGUAACUUCGAAUAUGCGUUUAGAACCAUUCAAGAACAAUGAUCUUACUGUCACAUGGAAUGCGUUUUCUGAUGUCAGUGACGGAUCACCAAUCGAUUGUAUUUUUGCAGUUAAGUUUAAGAACCUUGAAUUGCUGUCGUGUUUUAAAGAAAACUUUUUGGCACUUAGUGAAGGCAAAUUAUUUGAUCACAAGUCCACAAACAUUGUUUCAGAAAAUUCAGAAAACUUGCCUCAUGUACUCGGUUCAUGCGAUCCUAGUUUGAGCGAAUUUAUAAAAUCUUUAUAAACGAGAAAAAAAAAUUUUUUGAA
Hydra vulgaris (swiftwater hydra) is the source of this 9757-nucleotide messenger RNA. Its product is annotated as E3 SUMO-protein ligase RanBP2. Gene Ontology annotation, molecular function: protein binding; GTPase activator activity. Gene Ontology annotation, cellular component: nuclear pore; cytoplasm. Gene Ontology annotation, biological process: nucleocytoplasmic transport. The record is from RefSeq and is a predicted model, not a curated record. Lineage: Eukaryota; Metazoa; Cnidaria; Hydrozoa; Anthoathecata; Hydridae.